GGAGGAGGAGGAGAAGGGGGCGGGGCUGUGGUCUGCAGAGGCAGCAAUGUCGGGUCCGCGCGUCCUCCCUCAGAACAAAGAGGCCCUGCUGCAGUCCUACAACAAGCGCCUGAAGGAUGAUGUCAAGUCUCUCAUGGACAACUUUGCUGAGAUCGUCAAGACCGCCAAGAUUGAAGAAGAAACCCAAGUGUCUCGAGCAACGCAGGGCGAGCAGGACAACUACGAGAUGCAUGUCAGGGCUGCCAACAUUGUCCGGGCUGGUGAAUCUCUCAUGAAGCUGGUCUCUGACCUAAAGCAAUUCCUGAUCCUCAAUGACUUUCCUUCUGUCAAUGAAGCCAUCAACCAGCGCAACCAGCAGUUGCGUGGACUGCAGGAAGAAUGCGACAAGAAGCUGAUAGCGCUGCGCGAUGAACUCUCCAUUGACCUCUAUGAGCUGGAAGAAGAGUAUUACUCUUCCAGCUACAGCCUGUCUGAUACCACCGACCUCCCUCUGUGUGAAGCAUACUGGAGACAGGAAACGGGUGCAUCGUCUCCAGAGAGCCUCUCCAUGCCCCUAGCAGCUGCCAUGAUGGAGCAGAACCUUCCAGCCCCUCAAGGCUCCACACCUUCACACCCGCACAUGAAUGGGCACGGAGCGGGCCCCACGGAGCAUGCCUGAAAGGGAAUGCACCUAUCCUCAACCAUGUGGGCUUUGGAGGUUUGGGCUGCUGUGUUGAGGCAACCUUCCUCCCACCUAAAGCUUCUCGGAUUUAGAACCUCACCUGCUGUUUUUUGCAUGAGGACUGGCUGCAUGGCCCCAAGGAACCUACUUCUUUAUUGAUGGAAUUGUCCACUGACUACAGGCUGACAAUUUGAAUUACAAUUUCUAAAUAGGAAUGUUGGAUUGAGGCACCAAGGAUUUUUUUUAAUUCUAAAAAGGGAAGGCGUGAAUUGUAUGUGGCUCUUCAAGUGAUGAACUGCAACAUCAGCAUAGUCAAGGAAGACUGAUGGGAGUUAUAGUCCAGUGGCAUCUGACUGGUCCCUCCUCCCACCCCAAGUUUUGUGCUUUGGUACCUGUAAGAUUAUUAAUUCACUCGAGUCUGUAUUUUCUUACCUACCCAGGUAAGCCUCCCAACUUCCUUCAUGGUGGUUCGGCUGUGUAUGAAGGGAGGAGCCUUCUCCUGAUUUUACACUUUCUAAUCUGCCAGCAGCUACUAAUUAAAUAAGAAGAGGACCAUUGUCCCACUUCCUAGAUUUGUGCCAUCAAAGUCGUUCCCUCCUGAAUUUAUUUGGGUGGUCCUUACAGGCACACUGAAUGUAUGUAAAGCAAACCUAUCGUCUUUUGGUGGGGUUUUCGAGCUAUGUAGCCAUGUUCUAGAAGAGUUUCUUCCUCUUCUAGAACAUGCCCACAUAGCCCAAAAAAAAAACCCUCACAAAAAAAAACUAUGGAUGCCGUCCAUGAAAGUCUUCGACAUCACAAACCUACUAUCCUUUCCAUUUUUGGGGUAGGCACUCUGCACUUCACCUUCAGGGCAGCUGGGGAUGCAGAAAUACGUCUUGGCCGUAACAAAGAAAUUAAAAAAGGUUGGGUGGGGGGGAGAAGCUUCAUUUGGUUGAGUGGCAGGCAAAAAAUAAUGCUGGCAGCCCGCAAGCUCAGUGCUUCCGUGUUGCUCUGAACUUAGAAACCAUUGGUGGUCUCUGGGUGGACAUAUGUGGGCAAAGCAGCCCCAGAGUACCAGCCCUACUGGAGUAUGCUUGCUUUCUCUUCCAGUAUUCUGACUCUGGGUUUGUGGCAUCACUAGGGGGGCAUGACAGGUGCUGAGUGACACCCCAGAAGAGGAGUGGCACCCAAUUGGGCCCUUCUGGCUCUGCCACUUGGCCGCUCUGCGUGACACCAGGGUGGGAUGCCCAGCUCUGGAUCAGUCGAAUAAGCAGAGACUAGAGGCUCCUUCUCUUCCAGGCAGCCCUCUGCUCUCCUCCCUGGGUUGGGGAGUGCCCAGUCAAGAUGGCCGUCUCCCAGUUCCUGGGUCGGCUGGUGUCAGACUUGAGUACAUUCAGAACCAAUGUGAACCAAUCAGUCCAGGUUUUUGAAGAAUAGCAAAGAACUUUGUUGAAUACAUAUAGUAAUUCACCAGCCAGCGUUUAAGCCGAAACUACCCCCUAAUAGCCAAGCAGUAUAUUAAAACCCCAAAAAUCUAAACCCCACCUUAACCCCAUUUAGCACCCAAACUAGCACCCACUUCCAAUUCCCAUG
Sceloporus undulatus (fence lizard) is the source of this 2233-nucleotide messenger RNA. RefSeq names its product mediator complex subunit 22 (gene MED22). Lineage: Eukaryota; Metazoa; Chordata; Lepidosauria; Squamata; Phrynosomatidae. Gene Ontology annotation, cellular component: mediator complex. Gene Ontology annotation, molecular function: transcription coregulator activity. The coding region runs from base 47 to 658 and encodes 203 amino acids. Gene Ontology annotation, biological process: regulation of transcription by RNA polymerase II. The record is from RefSeq and is a predicted model, not a curated record. The transcript is spliced from 4 exons.